GUUGUUGUUGGUAUUUUCAACUAUACGCAGUGCGGUCACUCUAGCAUGCAUGUUAUGAAAACAGCGGAAAAAUGUUGAGAAAAUCGUUUAAUAACUUGCCACGGUUUGGUCAGCUGUUCUCACGCCUACAAAGCACACAGAGUGCAGCGACAGCCGUCGAGGAACCGGAAGAUAUUGAUGUGAUUGAAGAACGGAUUCUCAAACAUCCGGAUUACUUCCAGGUGAACAAUUUGUUCACUGUGCGCGAUCUGUUCAAUGCCCGCGUGCACUAUGGGCACAAGGAGGGCUCCCUCGACGAUCGCAUGCGACCGUAUCUAUAUGGCAAUCGCUUGGGCCACCUGAUCUUCGAUUUGGACAAGACAGCUACCCAUUUGCGGCAGGCACUCAAUUUUACGGCACACAUUGCAUUCCGUGAUGGCAUCAUAUUGUUCUUCAAUCGGAAUGCACUCAACGCACUGCUCGUCGAGCAGAAGGCCAUGGAGGCGGGCGAAUAUUCGCACACGCGCUUCUGGCGCGGCGGCAUCUUUACCAAUGCGAAUGUCCAGUUCGAUGCCGUCACCAGGCUGCCCGAUCUGUGCAUCUUCCUCAACACACAGAACAAUGUGAUGGCCCAGCAUACGGCUGUGCGUGAUGCAGCCAAAAUGGCCAUACCCACAAUUGGCAUUGUCGACAGCAAUUGUAAUCCCAAUUUGAUUACGUAUCCGGUGCCCGGCAACGAUGAUUCCCCCGCCGCAGUCGAACUCUACUGUAAUCUGUUCAAGGAGGCCAUUUGGCGUGGCAAACGUAAGCGACGAGAAGUGCUCGGCUUGCCUCCCAUUAAUGAGGCUAAUUUUAAAGCCAGUCGCAGUCGCUCCAAAUCCAACAAAGUCAAUUAAAACUAAGCUAUUUUAAUUUUGAAUAUAUAAAACCACAAUACUUUA
Messenger RNA from Drosophila grimshawi, 920 nucleotides. It is a transcript of the gene mRpS2, whose product is annotated as 28S ribosomal protein S2, mitochondrial. Gene Ontology annotation, biological process: translation. The transcript is spliced from 2 exons. The coding region runs from base 72 to 875 and encodes 267 amino acids. NCBI's taxonomy places the organism in Eukaryota, Metazoa, Arthropoda, Insecta, Diptera, Drosophilidae. Gene Ontology annotation, cellular component: mitochondrial small ribosomal subunit; ribosome. The record is from RefSeq and is a predicted model, not a curated record. Gene Ontology annotation, molecular function: structural constituent of ribosome.